Lolium rigidum is the source of this 1361-nucleotide messenger RNA. RefSeq names its product putative F-box/LRR-repeat protein At3g42770. The record is from RefSeq and is a predicted model, not a curated record. The transcript has 3 exons. Bases 1 to 1206 code for a protein of 401 amino acids. NCBI's taxonomy places the organism in Eukaryota, Viridiplantae, Streptophyta, Magnoliopsida, Poales, Poaceae.
AUGAAUCCAGCUGAUGAGGAUGCCAUGGAGUUUAUACGCCUUGAUUCUAAAGAUUUUGAGGGCUUGACGGCCAAAAAGUUUGCUCGUAUGGUUAACGACCGUUUGCUCGUCCGUUCCAAUGUAGAUUUGCACACAUUCCAACUACAUUGGGAUGAGUUUCCUGGCAUACACGUCAGAGGCAUGCGGAGAUGGAUGAAGUAUGCAGUGAACCACAAUGUUAAAGUGCUUGAUGUGAUACUUGAUGAUUAUGAUAAGACUCAUUUACCUCCUUGCAUCUUCACCUGCCACUCACUUCAGGAGCUGAAUUUACAGUGGGGAGCUCCUGGCAAUGAUCUCGAACAUAUUGGACGUGUAAUACCAGAUGAAAUCUACCUCCCGUCUCUCAAAAAGUUGACUCUGCGUGAUGUGGAAUUUGAGCAGUCAUCUUUGAACAAGUUCAUUGCUCACAGCCCUUACCUUGAAGACAUACAUUUGAUAGAUUCAUUAUGCUAUCUUAACCUCAUAGACUCCAAGGUGUUAAAAAGGCUGACCAUUGAUGGCUCCAUUGAUAUCCCACCAUGUUUUACAAUAUCUGCCCCACAUCUGAUUAGCUUUGAGUGCAUGGGUUAUGAACUUAAAAAUAUUUCUUGGAGAGACCAGCCCACUCUAGAGAGUGCACAGAUAGAUGCUCGUGGGACUACGUUUGAUGGUGGAUGUAAGUUUACAGAAAUUCUUGUGCAUGCCAAGAAGCUUGCCUUAUUUGGUUUAGACAUAAAGGUUAUGUUGGAAAAGGAGCUGCCAACAUGUUCAGUGUUUCAGAGCCUUGUAACUCUGGAGAUUGGCAAAUGGUAUUUGACUGAGGACUUGUUCGUUGUGCUCCGCUUCCUCCAGCUUUCACCAAGACUAGAAAAGCUCAAGUUGAUUCAUAAAUCGGCUGGAGAAGGAGCAGAAACAAAGAAUCGGCCAGUUGAUGGAAUGACCUUUCAAUGUCCACUCCUUGAAAGUGUCACGAUACAAUGCUCCGAGGGCGAUGAAGGGAUCGACAAGCUAGGGAAUGUUCUGGUGGCAAACGGGGUCAGCCUGGACAAAAUCAGUGUUACCAUUCUAGUGACUAACAAGUACAGGAAGGAUGAGAUACACGUUACUCUCUAUGAAUAUAUCAAGAAGAGGGCCCUACAGGAGAAGAUAAGUGCUACUGAAGGACAGGUGAAGAAGGCAAGACGCUGAGCAUAGUCGAGAAGAUGGCAAAUGAAAGUCUGGAGUGGGAUAAUGAUUCUGAGAGUGAUGUAUAUGACAGUCCUGACGACUUUUAAGGAGGAUUGCAUUCACAGAUCACAACCAUCAACUAUGAUGAUUGUGAGAGCUCUGAAGGGUGCAUUACU